This is a messenger RNA of Penicilliopsis zonata CBS 506.65, 546 nucleotides long. RefSeq lists its product as hypothetical. Gene Ontology annotation, molecular function: fatty acid synthase activity. The coding region runs from base 1 to 546 and encodes 181 amino acids. Gene Ontology annotation, biological process: fatty acid biosynthetic process; secondary metabolite biosynthetic process. The transcript is spliced from 2 exons. The record is from RefSeq and is a predicted model, not a curated record. Lineage: Eukaryota; Fungi; Ascomycota; Eurotiomycetes; Eurotiales; Aspergillaceae.
AUGAGUGCUUCCUAUUCACAUGGCGAUAUUGCAAUCAUCGGCAUUGCCUGUCGUUUCCCUGGAGGAGCGUCAGACCCCGAGAAGUUCUGGGAUCUUCUUUCCAACAAACGGUCGGCCUUUACAACCGUCCCUAAAGACCAAUAUAAUGGUGACGCUUUCUAUCACCCGGCGAGAGAGAAACUCAACACUCUCAGUGCGCGAGGCGGGCACUUUCUGAACGAGAAUAUCACCACUUUUGAUGCCCCUUUCUUUCACAUCACCGCCCAGGAAGUCACAGCAAUGGAUCCAACAGCACGUAUGCUGCUCGAGGUCACGUACGAGGCGCUGGAGAACGCAGGUCUGCCCGUCGAAAAUGUGGUGGGGAGCGAUACUAGCUGCCAAGUCGGCUGCUUCACACGCGACUGGCACGAGAUGUUGAUGUGUGACGCUGAGACCGCGCCCCUCUACGCUGGCACAGGCACGGGGUUUUCGCUGCUCUCCAACCGCAACGCCUUGCGUGACAGGGAUUUUAUACAUUCCGUCAUCCGUCGCACAGGAAUUGAUUAG